Molecule: messenger RNA, 4019 nt
Organism: Gambusia affinis (western mosquitofish)
Lineage: Eukaryota; Metazoa; Chordata; Actinopteri; Cyprinodontiformes; Poeciliidae
Product: protein APCDD1-like
Exons: 5
Coding region: 298-1815 (505 amino acids)
Biological process (GO): negative regulation of Wnt signaling pathway
Cellular component (GO): plasma membrane
Molecular function (GO): Wnt-protein binding
Source: RefSeq, a predicted model, not a curated record
GUACGGGGCGCGGGGCGCAUGAAGGACGCGAACAUCCACCGAGCUGCCUCAUUUAAGACGCUGCAGCGCUGAAAAGCGUUUUGGACUCGCCUUUGGUUUCUAUGUGCGCGUAUUUUCCUGCCAACCUUGGGUGGUUUUUAUUUCUUACCCAACGGGAGGUUUGUUUUCUGCCAUGAUGCUCGGAUUUCGAAGGAUAAUUUGCUCCAAACUCUGGAUUAAACCGGGAUUUCUGCGGGAAUAACUAAAGAGGAAACAGAGCAAACCUGUCUAUUGAGAAGCUGCUUUCAGGCUGGAGAAAUGGAGCUUAUUCCUGCUGUGUUUCUUAUUGCUUUUUUAGUUUGGGCUGAAGGCUCCUCUCUGCCUCACUCCGGUCAUCAUUCUCUGAAGAAAACCUUCGGCGCUUCGUCCAAAGACUCGCUGUGCAGCCACAUGCUGAAGCAUCUCCACAACGGAGCCCGAAUCACCGUGCAGAUGCCUCCCAUCGUGGAGGGCCACUGGGUGUCCUCCAGCUGUGAGGUGAGACCUGGCCCAGAGUUUCUGACCCGCUCCUACAGGUUUUACCCCAACAACACCUUCCAGGCCCACCAGUUUUACUACGAAGACAACCACUGCACCAAACCCACCUACACGCUGGUCAUCAGCGGCCGCCUGCGCCUGCGCCAGGCCUCCUGGAUAGUCCGGGGCGGCACAGAGGCAGAGUACCAACUGCACCAGGUCCAGACCGUGCCUCACACCACCGCUAAGGCCAAAGAGCUGAACGAGCGGCUCGGUCGUAUUUGCAGGGGGGCCGCGAGGGGCCCCUGGGAGCCCGGCUUGAUGUAUGAGCUGUGGAACGAAGAGGGAGGCUUCGACUGCUCCAAAGAGCUGAACUUCACCAUGCAUGAGCUGCAGCUGCUGCGGGUGGAGAAGCAGUACCUGCAUCACAACCUGGAUCACCUGGUGGAGGAGCUGUUCCUGGGAGACAUCCACACUGAGCCGUCGCAGAGGCUCUACUACAAACCGUCCAGCUACCAGAUCCCCCUGCAGAACGCCAAGAACCACGACCACGGCUGCAUCGUCUGCCGGAUCAUCUACCGCUCGGACGAGUUCCACCCGCCCAUCCUGCCGCCGCGGGCCGACCUCACCGUGGGCCUCUACGGCCAGUGGGUCAGCCAGCGCUGCGAAGUGCGGCCCGAGGUCCUCUUCCUCACCCGCCACUUCGUCUUCCACGACAGCAACCACACCUGGGAGGGCCACUACUACCACUACUCCGACCCCACCUGCAAACACCCCACCUUCACCAUCUAUGCCCAGGGCCGCUACAGCCGAGGCCUGGCCUCCAGAAGCGUCAUGGGAGGGACCGACUUUAUCUUCAAAGUGAACCACAUGAGAGUGACGCCCAUGGAUCUGGCCACCACCUCCCUCCUCAACGUCUUCAAAGGCGACGAGUGCGGCGUUCAGGGCUCGUGGCAGGUCGGGGUGGAGCAGGACGUCACUGUCACCAACGGCUGCGUGGCGCUCGGCAUCCGCCUCCCCCACACGGAGUACGAGCUCUUCCACAUGGAGCAGGACGCCCACGGCCGCUACCUGCUCUACAACGGCCAGCGCCCCAGCGACGGCACCAGCCCGGACCGCCCCGAGAAGAGAGCCAGCUCCUACCAGAUGCCCCUGGUCCAGUGCUCGUCCAGCAGCCAGCGGUCCGACAGCAGCGGGGGGGACGAUGACGCCGAGCAGACUCAGCAGCGCCACAACGGCGGCUCAGGGCGGCACGCCGGCCGCAGCGGAUGUGUCGCCGUACUACUGGUCACUGCUCUGAUGCGACUUUGCCAGAGCUAGAGACGGCAGUAAAGGCGUUUUCUUUCUACAACAAACAGUGGGACUUAACAGCAAUAACUCAUCUACUUAGCAGGAACGUAUUAUGCAAAAUUCACAUUUUUGCAGAUUUUUGUACUUCCGUUUGGGUCUAAACUGCUUCUUAAAACAACCCAAAGCGGCUAAAAAUAAAAUAAAAACAACCAGACGAUUUUUGACAAUAAGUUUAUGCUUUUUGGUGUCUGGAAAAUGAGCCGUUUCAAAAACCUCCGGAAUGUAACGUCACAAAUCAACAGACCUGUUACCUAGCAACCCCAGAGGAGUUCCGCCUGUUACCCAGCAACACCUGCGAAGUUCCAGCCCGUUUGAUCAGCUGGUUUUACCGCUGGGCAAUGGCUCCUGGACAAGACAAGAGUUUUGUUAUUGACUUACCGUCCAGAAACCACUUGCUGCAUUCUUGUUGGUUGUGCAGGAGGCUCUACUAAUGCUUUUCAAAGAUCUUAUGUUGUAUAACUGCGCAUAAGUUUGUACCCACUUUGACGUGUGACUGUAAAAGUUGAGUUGGGGCGUGGCCAGCAGCAGCUUAUUUGGAUUUAAAGUGGCUAGAGGCCCUAAAGCAGCUCAUAAUAGAAUGAUUUUGUGCAUAGAAAUGUAAUUGCCAUGUUUUGAAUAGUCCAGAGACUUAUCCUAAUCUGUUUAAGAAAGCAUAAUAAAUGUUUUGUUUGGAUACAGAGGGUGAGAACUGAACUCCUCCCUACCAAAGACUUGACACUGCUGCUCUGCAGGAACUGCACUUUAGAGUGAAUCCACGCGACUGUGGAUCCACAACUAGAUUAAAAAUCUCUUUAUUCCUACAGAAUUGAGAUUAUGUUUGUUUUCUGCAUCGUUUUUAUCCAGAACUCGUCACGUUGUGGGUUCUUACAGCAAAAAGCAGAGGCUGGUGAGUGGAAACAUUUUCUAGACAAAUCAUGUCUUCAGGAGAAAAACUCAAUAGAUUCUGUUGACUGUAAAACAAAUUUAAAAAAGUGAGCCGCUGCAUUUUCACAGGUUAAUUUUAGAUAAGGAUAUAUAAAGUCAAUUUGUUUUAGCAAUUUUAUUCAAAAGUAAAACUUGUUUUUGAACCAUUUCUCAGAAAGUUGGGGUUGGGGUUACAUAUAACCAGGAUUUUUCAAAAUAUAUAUUUCAAUUUAGACUUUUACUUACCCAAAAAGGAGCUGGAAAACUAGUGGUGGUCACACUUCUGCUAAGCUGCUAACACCAGAGCUAAUUUUUGCUCACUCUUUCAACUUCCACUAAAUUUAUUUCUUGUCUUUCACUAAGUGAAUUUUUCCAGCUAAAUUUGCUAAUUUACGUGACUGUUUUAUAAACUUUAAGUUGAAUAAAGUUUGGAAUCUGUUGAAUUUAGUUUUUUUGUUUUUUAUAGUUGAGAAUUUUUCAAGUAGUUUAACGUUUACUCUUACUUUGAAAGGGGAGAAAACUACUUUUGCAGCAGUUCUGUUUCCUCUCCCUUUUUUUCUCAAUAACUUUGUCAAACAAGAAAAACACAACAGAAUGCAAAAGGACAGAUAAACUUAUAAUGUUAAAAUUAAAUUGUUGCUGAAAGGUUGUAGUCUUUCAAGGACAGAUAUUAGCAGCUAAAUACAGUAUUGGUGUAGUACUUUAGCGUUAGCAAAGCUACCACCACUGGAUGUAACACUGAAGAUGUUCUAACAAAACAACCAGGAUGAUACCUGGAGGUUCUCUCUGUUUCAGCUUACAGGCUUAGUUCAGAAUCGCAAGCUGCUUUUUCAACCAGUUUUUCCUUCCACUAAACUUCCCAUUGAAAACAACAAACCUAUGUGGCAAAUCAGUAACAAUUUGCAUGUAAUAACUCUUAAGAAUGUGUCUUAAUUUUUUUUUACUUAAAUGUGAAAGAAUAAACUAAUGUAUUUAACUUGAUUAAAGACAACUUUACAUCAAAGCUUAAAUUGGCAAGAUAAUUUUUUUGUUCAAGUUUUUUUAAUAAGGCUUUUGUUGAAAAACUUUUUAAAAGUCGUUUAGUUAUUAAUAAAACAGUCAGCGGUCUUUCACAUUGGUUAAUAGUCACUGCAUUGUGCAUUUUUAUCAGCAUUUUGUAUAAUUAGCAAAAUCAGAAACAAUUCAUACAGUGCAAUAAACCUACAGUACAAAUCUUGAAAUUAACUUUUUGAAAGCAAUUGCUGAAAUAAAUGAAGUCGUAUGGAUUCCGA